Molecule: messenger RNA, 693 nt
Organism: Metarhizium robertsii ARSEF 23
Lineage: Eukaryota; Fungi; Ascomycota; Sordariomycetes; Hypocreales; Clavicipitaceae
Product: Carbohydrate-binding domain, family 9-like, subgroup
Exons: 1
Coding region: 1-693 (230 amino acids)
Source: RefSeq, a predicted model, not a curated record
AUGGCCCGUCUUCUCAUGAUUGCAGCUCUCGCCUCGUCCGUCUUGGCCACCUCAGCCAACUGCGACCCCAAAGUCCCCUCUGUCACUGUCCCAGCAUGCUCUCGCGGCGUCGGCACAGUCAAAUACGACAAGACUGUCCCCGACCUCAAACCAUUCCCUCGCACCCAGGUUGACCUCUGCUAUACCGACACUCACCUGGACAUCAAGUUCACCGCCCGCGACGAGGUCAACUUCUACUUUAACUCGUCCCAAGGCACCAAUGCCGACAUCUGGGAGUACGAGGUCAUGGAGGCCUUCAUAUACAAGGGCACGGACAACCCGCAGACUUACUUUGAGUUCGAAGUGAACCCCAACAACGUCACCUACCAAGCCUUUGUGUACAACCCGUCCAAAGUUCGCGCCGAUGGCGCCCCCUUUGACCACUUCUUCGUGUCAGACCCUCCUGCCGACGGGUUUAGCGCUGUGACCAAGCUCGACAAGCCGAAUCAGUUGUGGGUGAGCGAUGUCAAGAUUCCCCUGGGCUUGUUCAAUGUCGACAAAGGCCAGGCAAAGGGUACACAGUGGAGGAUGAACUUCUUCCGAACCGUUGUCAGCCCUCAGACGUAUCCUGAUCAAGAACUUGGCGCGUGGAGUGUCCCCAACAAAGCGAGCUUUCACAUUACUCCCUACUUUGGCAAUGUGAAGUUUGUGUAA